Molecule: messenger RNA, 732 nt
Organism: Mustela erminea (ermine)
Lineage: Eukaryota; Metazoa; Chordata; Mammalia; Carnivora; Mustelidae
Gene: MRPS16
Product: mitochondrial ribosomal protein S16
Exons: 3
Coding region: 216-623 (135 amino acids)
Biological process (GO): mitochondrial translation
Cellular component (GO): mitochondrial small ribosomal subunit; ribosome
Molecular function (GO): structural constituent of ribosome
Source: RefSeq, a predicted model, not a curated record
AAAAGCGGAAGGGGCGGGGCGAGCGGCGUCUUUCCCUCCCUGCAUAGGGGCGGUAGGGCUUGGGUGGCAGGAUGGUGUGGUCGCGGGUGUUGUAGUGUGUACUUUGCGUUUGUCCUCCGCCCGACCCGAGGCGGUAGAGCUGAUUGGUGGCGGGAGGCUGUGCACUUGGAGGCGCGGCAAGUGGCGCACAGGCCUCGGCGCACGUUGGCUGCACCAUGGUCCAGCUCACUACUGUCCUGUGCAAAGCCUAUCGUGGAGGCCAUUUAACCAUCCGUCUUGCCCUGAGUGGGUGUACCAACCGGCCUUUCUACCGCAUUGUGGCUGCUCACAACAAAUGUCCCAGGGAUGGCCGUUUCGUGGAGCAGCUGGGCUCCUAUGAUCCACUGCCCAACAGUCAUGGAGAGAAAAUCGUUGCUCUCAACCUAGAACGGAUUCGGCAUUGGAUUGGCUGUGGGGCCCACCUCUCUAAGCCUGUGGAGAAGCUUCUGGGUCUUUCUGGCUUUUUCCCUCUGCAUCCCAUGAUGAUCACAAAUGCCGAGAGGCUGCGAAGGAAACGGGCACGCGAAGUCCUCUUAGCAUCUCAGAAAACAGAUACAGAGGCUACAGAAGCAAAAACGAGCUGACUUCAAUGAGCAGAGCAUUGGGAGAAAGGUCAAAGUCCUCUUAAAACACUUAUGCAGAGCGCUUAGUCUUAUUAGAUUUGGAGGUCAAUAAAUGGAGUUUUCUGCGUCA